Messenger RNA from Oncorhynchus masou masou (cherry salmon), 6030 nucleotides. Its product is annotated as activating transcription factor 7-interacting protein 1-like. The transcript has 13 exons. Lineage: Eukaryota; Metazoa; Chordata; Actinopteri; Salmoniformes; Salmonidae. Gene Ontology annotation, cellular component: nucleus; transcription regulator complex. Gene Ontology annotation, biological process: regulation of DNA-templated transcription. Bases 2586 to 5885 code for a protein of 1099 amino acids. Gene Ontology annotation, molecular function: transcription coregulator activity; protein binding. The record is from RefSeq and is a predicted model, not a curated record.
UCCUGCUUUGUUUGAGAGGGAGCGAAUUGACGGACUGAAUAGGCUAGCUGUGGAGUUUAGAACAUACUAAUGUGGGCUGGGAAGUUUAGAACAUACUAAGAAUGUGCUGGUUUUGAGUGAUUGUGAUUCACUCCCAGUCAGUGACAACAGACAGGAUAAGGAUAAGCAGUCAGGUCAAGUUAGGUUGCUAAAUUACUGUGCAAGUUAGCAUUUGUUGAUUCAAUUUAGCACUUAGCAAGUUCUGGUCACUACAGGAUCCUGUUUUGAAACUGGAUGUAAAAGGUGUCUUUUGCCACAGUCCGUGCCCUGUCCCAUGAGACCCAUCUACUCCAGCACAGCCACCACUGUCCAUCAACAUGUGUCCAAGCCAUCAGAUCCUGAACGUCUUGAUUUCAAGGGCAAUGUUCCUACGGCCAGUCUUCUUAUACAUGUUCCAUUAGAGAUCAUAUUUUGUCAGUGCAAAGCAAACCAUAUACCACUUCAUAAUUGAAAUAUAAUACUCAACUUCAAGUUGUUUGAGGCACAGGAGUGUGUUGUGUGAUUUCUGGGAUGGAACAAAAGCCUGUGCACUCCAUGGCCCUCUAAGUAAUGUCAGGAUCAAUAACUUAGCCAGCUAACUGAGAAAGAUUAACUUCAAAUGUAAACAGUACUGACUCAAUAUUCUCAAUAAUACAUCAUAUACUUUAUCUCUUUUGAUAAACCAGAAAACAAACUGCUAUAUUUGAGAGUAUGUUAGUUACCUGGCUAACUUAUUGAUUCUGCUUGGUGACAUACACUGUAGGGCUAGGUUGGCCACGCCUUCCUUCACUUAGCCAACACCUGGUGCGACAAAUCAACAGUAAUCAAUUAGUAUGAAAUUAAAUUCAGGUGUGCAGACUGAUAGUAUCUACUGGACUUUUUCACUGGGAAACUAAAAUCAAAGUCGUACUUAGUCUAGCCGUUUGAUACUUAGUCUAGCCCUUGAUACUUAGUCUGAGUGUCCACAGGUGCAUUUAAUUGACUCCUUUCACAGGGUAAUCUAACUGGGCUAAAUAGAAUUUCAUCCAACUGCAAAGGGAAUCCCCCUAUGAAUGUUAUCAUAGGAGGAUUACCCCAUACCCUUGGGUUUGACAAGUCAAUUCAGGUCCAUGCUGUCAGAGGGGGGGUCACAUGGAGCUAAUCUCUGAAUCCCAGAACUAAUCUUACUUAAUUGUGUCAAAUGCUCAAUUAGGUUCUGGGGGGAAAUGCCUGAAAAAAUAUCAGAUACAAGUAAAGUCUCCACCCUCCUAAACAGAAACUCUUUACAUGGAGCAAAUGCGUCGCAUUACAUUUUCAGCUGCAGGUAGUACUGGAUUUAUAUGAUGGGGCAGUUUUAAGGAAUGACAUUCCUUGAGGGCAACAUUACUUUUUCAAAGAUGAUUUGAAAACUUGUACUAAUGUCAUUACAGAUUCUUCCAAAUCAAUGGGGUUUAUUUUAUUGCUUUAAAAAAACUGAAUCUUACUGGCUUUAAGAGCUGUCCUAAAUUUGUCAAGAUGACAUGGCUAAGAUGUCAUGGCACUAUGCAAGGCACCUUGAUUGGUUUUCAUUCCUAUUUUGAUGAGAGGCAGUGGUAAGUAUAUGCAGAACUUACUGCUUAGUUGACUAUAGCCUGGAAACCUGAUGCUUUAUUUAAUGGAAUUCUACAAUUGGUAUAAAUUAGUGUUUGGAUCAGAAAGGUUCCCUCUCACGACCUCUACAAGCCAGAACGUUGAAUAAAAUUGUAUUUUAACUUACUUUACUGUUUGUCUGUUUGAUUGGUCUGUUUGCAGGUAGGAAUGUGAGAAAAUAUCCACAGGAAAGCAUAAUUCAAUCCUCUUUUCAAAGUGCUGGUAGUGUUCAGAUUUGUCACCUGAAGCAUGCACAGAACCACGUAAGCAUGAGCCUGGCAAGUAUGCAUGCGAACAUGUAUUUAUCUUGUGUGAGUGCUUCAAUGAAAUUCAACGUCAGGUUUCCAGGCUAGGUUGGCUAUUGCAAGUGAAGGGUAGGAUUCUUGUAUCCUUCCUUCUCUCCACCCUGCUGCCUGCAGGCUUGGAGAAACUAGCAGCCUCUGUGAAUGCUGCUUAGGUGACAUGAAAGGUCAAAAGCGGUGAGGGAGGAGCACCCUUCUCAAAUGGAACAGUAAUCUGGGCUGUAAGCUCCUGCUGUCAACAUAGCAGCAUGGUGAUUCAUUCAGAAACUUCUCUUUUGCAUAAAAUAUGUCUGAAUUUUCAAACUAGCUUUCAUUGGGAAGGCGGAUCAAGCGUUUAAGAAAAUUGCAUGUGAAAACAGAAUCCUACUCAUUACUCCACCUGCUUAACCCACUUUUUUUGUUUAGAACCACCAUCGGCCAGAGCAGGGCACCUGACUCACCGCCAGGAGGCAGCCCGGUUCCAAAACAAAUGCAAUCGCUUUUCACCCGGUGCAAACACCUCCCACUGGGGCCAGAUUUGAAACCCAUCACUGAAUCGCCUGCUUGAGUUGCCUGGCAGGCUUUGCACUCUACCAAUCAGAGUUGACAGGGUGUAAAAAGGAGGAGGAGCUGCAUGAUUGUGGGUGUGUCCUAUCUUGGACUUCAACAAUAGUGUGUAUGGGAAAGUCAAGCAUGGAUGUUGCUGUUGCAGAGGAACCCCCGAGGAAAAUCUUCAGAGCAAAAAAGACUAUGAAAGUCAGCGAUCGACGGCAACUGGAAUCCCUUCACACCACUCUUUCCUCUCCGUGUUCUUUCCCAUCCCCACCUCAGCCAGCAAUGGUAAAUGGGAAGCACUGUGAAGCUGUGUCUAUGGAAGUAGAUAAAGAAAUACAUGGAACUACACAUACCACCACUCAUGCCACUUCCUCCCUGAUAGCCACAUCCCUAAGCACUGAGACCUCUGAGGAACCAACAGCCUCUGAAUUACAGGUUUCUUCAUCACAGAACAUACACUUUGAUGUAAAAGAUGUUCAGGAAGAAGGAGAGGGGGACAAGGAGUCUACAUUACCCAGCCUCGAGGUAGAAGACAAACUUAAGGGGGAUAGAAAUUCCAAAGGAGAUGUUAUUGUUUCCUCUCCUGUGAGUUCAGAGAAAACAACAGAAGCAGUAAGAGAGAGACAGGUUGUUGGUAUGGAAAUGGACCUGGUACCAGGUACCACUCAGGACACAGUGCCCAUAUUGAACCCUGCCGCCUCCCCCCUCCUGUCUUCCAACACGACUGUAGAGUCUGUCUCUUCCCCUUCACUCUCCCCGUCAUACACGGCAGAGUCAGACCAGGAGGUCAGGCCAGGAUUCCUGGUGCUUAGUGAAGAUGAUGAUGAUGUCCAGGAUGAGAGCGAUGAGGAACAGAGGGAAUGUGAAGGAGUGGUAGAAAAAGUUGAGGUUAACAUGAAGGAGCCAGAACAAUUUGUAAGUGGUGCUCCAGUUGACUCUCCGUCCCCUUCAUCACCAACGCCCCUUCAGAUUGAUGAAGAGGAGGGUGCUGCUCUACAGAAGAAACGAUCCUUGUCUGGAGGCUCAGAGGAUGGUGGUGAAAAACAGGGAGAAAGAGACUUGGAAGUGGUGGAGAGGCAUAACAAGAGGCCCAGAGUAGACUGUGAAGAGCUGGAGGCUCAUGUGGAGCUGAAGAUCAGUGGGAGUGCUGAAAGGCAACACAAGCUAAAGAAGGUGGUGCAGCAGCUUGUUGAGGAGCAGUUGUGUGUUCUGCAGCUCACACUAUUUGACAAGAGUCUUCAGGGGCUCAGAGACAGACUGGACAAAAUAGAAAAACACCCAAGUGCACUCAAGAGCCUGCAGGCAAAGAUUGGCCGACUUUCUAAGAAAGUUGGAACUGCCAUCCAGGCCAGGGAGAAUGCCAAGAAACCUCCAGAGGUGCUGUUGCCACCUACCUUUACUCAUGCCACAGCAACCACCCCAGCAGGAUCAGCAAUUCUCGGCCUGAGAACAAUGGGGAACAACACACCGGAUCCAAAGCGUAAUGAUCAGAGCAGUCAAACCCCUACUCCUGUACGUAAUGAUCAGGGCAGUCAAACCCCUACUCCUGUACGUAAUGAUCAGGGCAGUCAAACCCCUACUCCUCUACGUAAUGUUCAGGGCAGUCAAACCUCUACUCCUGUACCCACAGCCUCCUUGCUACCUUCCCCCUCUUCCACAGCCUCAGCCGGAUCUCAACCCACAUCCCAAACCUUGAUGCUGAGCACCUGUGUUACCCCAAAACCAGGCCCGUCCGCCUUCCCUCUCCAGUCAUUCCUCAUACAGCUGCCUGGUGGAGGGACAGCCAUCCUUACCAACCCAACCAACUCUCAGCUAAUCCCAGUGUGCGCACUUCCCGCCAUGACGAGUUCCACCGUGACACCCACCACUGCCUUCCUCCUGCAGAGGACUACUCCCUACACCCCUGCUGCUCCCAAGCCCCCCUCUGCUUCUGCCCUCUUAUCUCAUUUCGCUGCCAUACCCACAACCACGACUACACCCACUGACACACCAGCUGCCACAACGUCCCACAUGACCACACCCAUAACCACACCCACAUGCAGGGCCACAACCACACCCUGGGCCACAACCAUAACCACACCCACAUGCAGGGCCACAACCACACCCUGGGCCACAACUGUAACCACACCCACAUGCAGGCCCACACCCAGGGCUACAACCGUAGCCACACCCAGGGCCACAACCGUAGCCACACCCAGGGCCAUAACCGUAGCCACACCCAGGGCCACAACCGUAGCCACACCCAGGGCCACAACCGUAGCCACACCCAGGGCCAUAACCGUAGCCACACCCAGGGCCACAACCGUAGCCACACCCAUGGCCACAACCAUAACCACACCCAGGGCCAUAACCACACCCACACGCAGGGCCACAACCACACUCUGUGCCACACCCAAUGUCUCCCACCCUGGAGCCACUGGGACAGUCGGCAGGCCCAGCUCCGGUGUGUCUGUCUCCGUCUGUGAGUCCAUUCGGCUUGUGUCUGUGACGAACUCCACUUCAACUUCAUCCUUACCAAGAUUUUCAAUGCCAGCCACCACAGGCACUCAACCCUCUGUGCGACCAGCUGCCUCUGUGCAUCAAGCUGCCUCAGUACAACUAGCUGCCCCUGUACCACGUGUGCCUGCGAAAACAGGUAGUGAAUCUACAAACCCUCCUUCAGACUCCACACAGGCAUCUCAUCCUGCCAAAUCAGAAGCAUUCAUAGACCUGACAGAGGAGGAGGAGGAGGAUGAUGAUGAUGUUCUAGUUACUGGAGUGCUGAAGGCUCCGUUGGCUUUGAAGGCCUCACCCUCUCCUUCAACAGCGGGUCAGCGAACAGCAGCCACACAGCAAACCUCCACUUCAGUCGGAACACAGGCCGUGAGGUCAUCUCUUGGUCAGAUGUCAGGUGUUGGAUCUCCGCAUGCUGUUUAUCAUCGCCCCCUGCAGGGCUCCCCAUCUAAAAGUGUUGCCUUGGCAACAUCCACUUCUUCAUCUUCCACACCUUGCCCCCAGCCCUCUCCCCUUCCCCCCUUGCCUGUCCCACCUCAAACUAUCAGCCUGCCCCUAGAAGCGGCCAGCACCAGCCCUCCACAGCAGCCUCUGCUCAAAAUAACCCGGGUUCCGAGCCAUAAUGACGGCAUCGUGCUCUCCUGGUCUGUGACUGAGGUAGAUAGGAGCUGUGCUGCCGUGGACAGCUACCACCUAUACGCCUACCACCAGGACCACUCUGGCCCCAGCACACAGCCCCUACUCUGGAAGAAGAUAGGGGAGGUGAAGGCCUUGGCUUUGCCCAUGGCCUGUACACUCACACAGUUCGUCUCUGGCUCCAAGUACUACUUUGCAGUCCGUGCCAGGGACGUGUUUGGCCGCUUUGGACCAUUCUGUGAGCCUCAGUGCACUGACGUCUUAACGUCCCCUUCACCGAAAGCGCCAGUUUAACCACACGCUAAGAAUUAAGUUAAAAUGUAUUGUGUCAAGUUAAAACAAGAGGAGAAAUGUUGAUUCUGUAGAUUUUUUUUCUGGUUACUUAGAAAGUGAAAAGUUCAGUAAAGCUUCUGGCAAAACGAAUUGCUCUAUUUUCAAA